Nomia melanderi (Alkali bee) is the source of this 4609-nucleotide messenger RNA. The record is from RefSeq and is a predicted model, not a curated record. NCBI's taxonomy places the organism in Eukaryota, Metazoa, Arthropoda, Insecta, Hymenoptera, Halictidae.
CGUGUUAAUUGUCCCCGUAAGUUACGUUCACUCUUGGUAAUCCGUUGUUCGCUUGAUUGGCCGUAGAAUUUCGAGAAUGCCAGCGAGCUGACUGCAGACUUGAAGACAAUGGAGAAAGAGAAAGAAGCGGUCACUAUGCGCAUCGAGAAAAUGAAGACGAAAGCCGAGGCAGGGAUUCAUUUGUUGGACGCCGCUAGAAUGUUGCGCGUAGAAAGAGACAGGAAACGAGACUUGGCGUUGCAGGAGGAACAGGAGAAGGAAAUUACUUCUAGGCUACAGAUAGCCCUCCAAAGAUUGGAGCGAGAGUUGCAAAUAUUAAAGAGAGACGAGAACGAGGUCACAGCGCAAACGUUGUUGCAACAGCUGUCCGAAAUGGUGACCGUUCAGUCGGUGGUCACCAACGAGAAGUUACCAGCCGAAUUGAACGCGAAGAAGAAUCGUAUGAAAGCGUUGACUACGGUGAAACAAUAUUCUUACUUAGGUCCGGAUCAGAUCACUGCACUGAGGAAUAAAUUGGACGCGCUAGCGAAGGAGAUUCAGGAUUUAGUGGAGAUCAAGAUCUCGAAGAGCAAUAUCAACAAGAUGGAGCCCUUUCGACAACAAGCGGCAGCUGUUGCGAAUAUUAAGAGAAACGUGUUGGAACGAUUGGAAAAAAUGGACAAUUCUUUGCAAGAACUCCAAUUGAAGUUAGAGGAGAAACGGGAACUGUCUAAAAUGAUGAUAGAAGACGCCGCGCCCAAAGGUGAAGAGCUGAAACAGUACAUUAACCGAUUGAAAACCAGGAGCACCCUUUAUAAAUAUUCCAAAGGUGAACUGGCAUGGCUGAACGCGGAGAACAGUGUCCUUUAUCGAACCGCUGCCAUUUUAGAAAAUCAGCUUGACCAGUUCAACCAAACGAAGGAAAUGUUGGAAACUGUCGAGAAAAAUACGUUAGCUGAUUUCAAGGAGGAGAACGCGUCCUCGUUGAAUCUCAAAUUAUCCAGGGAUAUUUCUGCUCGUCGAGCGAAGUUGAUUCCUCUGAUAAACGACGUACAAAGUUUGCGGGAGAAAUCUCGGGAAUUCCAAGAGCAACACGAGAAAAACGAGAAAGCCCAUAACGACGUUGAAUCGGUUAUGAACGUUUCGAUUAAUAACCUGCAAUCCGAGAUAGAGAGCAUAAAGGCUGCUAUAGCGAAGCACGCCGAAGAGAAGAAGAAACUGGAAAGACGGUUGGCUAAUAUAAAAACUAUAGAGGAGAAAAUAAAACGCGAAACGGAGGAUCCCAAUGUUUCUGAUCCGGGAGCAAGGAUAAAGGAAGAAUUGAAUAUUACCAUUCGAGCCGAGGAGAGCAAAAUAAAAAGUGCCACGCUGGAGAAAGAGGAAUUGAUGAAGACCACGAGAACACAGGAGAACCAAGUGCGACUUUGGAACGACGUUCUGUCGAUCUUUAAAUGUAAAAUCAAAUGCGCCGAGGAAAGUAAACAGUCGAACGGUAUCGUGGUGCGGCAAGGAGGCGCAGAAACAUUAGUCUUACAGUAACAAUCAUCGUUUUAUACUUGUAGAAUUGUUCUAAACACAGUUACAAUAGUAUCGGUGUGGUGGAAUCAACAAUUCUUUAAUUAUUCGUAAAGUAGGAGUGUAGAGUUAUACGGUACGUCUAACUUGCAAUUGUUAACAGUUCUCUUUUGCACGGUUCACAGUGUUCUACGACGAGUUACAUAUAAAAAUAGUAGGUCGAUAAACAACUCGUAAGUAGUAACAUUUUUGGAAGUUCCUUAGAGACUAGUAAUUUCAUCGACAGAAACAAAGAGAUAUCCGGAGAAUGCGUAUUGAAGUGUCUUACAUUUUAACGAAUAUUUUAUCUUCGACAUACGUGCACUGCGAAUAUACUUCACUGUUCUGUUGCGUUGUAUUACUCGUACGUAUUCAGGGUGUGGCAAAGAGAAACGUUACCAAGCUUUGAUGAAAAAUUAAAAAAAAAUACAAUUCAGCGUUAUACCAGUUAAUAAAGUGUAGUAACAUUCUAUUGCGACACCCUGUACAUCUUUGUAUUAAAGUAAGUAAAACAAAGUUUCGUCUGCAAGAAAAUAAACAUACAUAUCGUUUAUUUUUUCAAUGGUAAACAUGUCUGCGAAAUUUCUUCUCUACUCUCUGUCAUCUCGCUCAGACGCUAUUUUCGCUAACGAAGUUAGAGUACUUUGCACUUGCUCGACAAUGAAUUCCAUCGAAUGAUAUGUCACGGAAAUCCAUCACUGUGUUACAAUGAUCUACAGGUCGAUCGUUUACGGUCUAAGGUACAAAAUUCAUUCCUCAAACGAGAAUUCUCCGUCUCCACGUGUGUGUGUAUACAAAAAGGAUAGUCUUAUCAUAGAAACGAGUCUCGUCGUUCGACUCGGUGUAUUUUCGCAUAGUACGUGUGUCAUCGGUAAAUGCAUCAUCGCUACUGUUUCGUAAUACUUAUCUCAGUAAAUACAGUAGUAAACAGAAGAUCUACACGGUCUAAAUAAACCUCCUCCUGUUCUCUCUGGAACGUACACAGUAUUGUUCAAAACGAGAGAGAAGAAUGUGAAAACGUCUACAGUUCUAUUUUAUUAAUUACGAUCGUUCUAUCUACACAUAUUCGAUUAACAUUCAUUUUCAACUAUUAACGCGUCAAAUGCAUAACGCCCAUUUAUACUGUACAAAAAUGUGAUUUGGUUCGUAGUGUGUGUGUCUGUCUGUGUAUGUAUCUGUGUGUGUGUGUACUGUGGCCCAAUACACAUAACGCGCGCACGACGCUUUCCUAACGAUGCACAUCAUCAUUGUGAUUCACGUACGAAAAAUAUUAUUCCUGAUUCGAUUUGAAGUGGUACGUUUUAUCCGGAUCAUUGGAAUUCAACGAAAACAUUCCACGUGGUUUCCACCUGAUCGACAAAAACAUCGUGCGGCACGGUAAUUAAACCGAGGAAAUAUUCCUAUCGCUAAACAUCUUUCUUUACAAUUCACUACUAUAGAAAUAUCCCUAAUUGUUCACAGCUUUGUAAAGUCAUCCGAUUCCUCUGUCCGACACCGUUGUCCAAAAAAACCGUUGACGGAGAGAGAACGAAUAACGCUUGGGUGAACGGGCCAAGAAGGUGUCUCUACGUAAGGUACAAUGCAAUGAAUCAUGAGACAGAGUCAUGGGUAAAAACUGUUGCCGGGGAGAGUGGCAGUGUUACAACUUCGGUAUUCUCUACGGUCGUCGUACACGUCAUUCAACUGAUCGUGCAUUGUACCUACUUCGAAUGAUCCCACCGCGCUCAGUGCGAUCCCCAAUUGAGCCGCGUAGUAAGUCAGCAUGAUGGAGACCUGGAAAACCAAUGGAAGCGAAUUUAACGUGAAUGAUUCGCACGAUGAUGUCGGUCGAUUACCGUACCUGGGAGUAAGGCAACGGACUGUGGAAGUAGUGGAAGCCCAGCAACGUGUCGGAUAUAAGGAAACAUAUACUGCCGAUGCAGCUGCAUAAUUUAGUCCACGUCCAUAACUCCUGUUGGGGAUAAUCGUUUAUUCGAUACGUAUCAUGUUGUCGAGCGAUUACAAGAAAUCGAACGGCUGUUUGUCUUUCUAGGUCAGUAUUUUCGGCUCGAAGAUACUUUCAGAAUAUUAGCUUCUGUUCCAUCUACCGCGGCUGAUGAACAAUGAGACAACCGAAACGUUAGAAAAAUGAAUCGUUAAUUAAAUAGUGUAUCGUUUGUACGAUUUGCCAAGGGAUCAACACGGUAACGAACGAAAGUAACAUAGAACUAGCCCGCACGUUCGUUUAGUGGAUCAGAUAAGGAUCGUCGAUGGUUACCCUAUAGAACUGCACUCUCGAGAUCGCUCUCCAUGCCAUGGUAGUCAGCAGCACCGUGUACACUGGAACUCCAACGACCAAGACACCGUUCAGACCCGGCAUUAGGGUAUAUAUAACUAAAAUAGAAAAUCGUCUUCAGAACCGAUGGGCAACCGUUUCUCGGUUAGUCGAUAAACUGUUGGCCGAAUGCGAGUCAGUAAACGGUGUAGAGAGAAGUUAAGUGAUAUAUCACACUGUCUUAGAGGAGGGAAGGAUUCGUUCGUGUUGUAAGCCUCUCACCUAUGGAACACAUUGCAUACAGAAUUGUACCCAGCAUUAUGUUAAGCGGUAUAAAACCAAACGCGCUGAUGUACAUGACCUGGGCGAGAGCAAACAUACACAUUCCGCCCGUGAAACAACUGGGCCAAACUAGUAACGCAUCUCCUAUGCAACUGAAUAUCAGCCCUGUCAAUAUGCGCCUGGAGAAAGUGUAUCUGAAAAGAAUAGACGGUUCCUUUUGCAAACAAGCAAAUACUGUUUUCUGUUUACCAAAAAAUCGUACGCGGUAGAAGCGGUUGAUGCGUUCCGUAUGCGAUAUAUGUGUGCGGGAGACAUUUGUUUCUUUUUUGUUUUGGUGGCGAACAACAGCGGAGAAGCAGCGAAAUAGAGAAGUCUGGCUUACACUUACAUUUUCAGGUGACUUUUGUCUCUAUUGAGAUUAUUACUCGAUAGCAACGAUUCGAUUUUAUUUCUCUUUCGUUCUUACAAACGACAUUGCAGAAUCGGGAUAUCUUGUCCGUGCGCCCGUUCUUGUCUCGGUGCCGGUCGUUACGCGAGGAA